Petromyzon marinus (sea lamprey) is the source of this 2745-nucleotide messenger RNA. Lineage: Eukaryota; Metazoa; Chordata; Hyperoartia; Petromyzontiformes; Petromyzontidae. The record is from RefSeq and is a predicted model, not a curated record.
GUGUGGGUGGGUUCCAAGCAGGGCGAGGAGGAGGAGGAGGAAGAGGAGGGAGACGUGAGGUUGUGAACCAGCAGGACGGCGUUCACGCGCCAAAGACUGCACGCUGCUCAAUACAAACGCGGACAGCAUCACAAAGACAGCAGCAGCCUAUGUGGAGGUUUCAUCUUUCAGCCGCGGAGCGAGGAUUAAAGCGGACAGGACAUCUGAUGCAGCCACUCCAGUGAGCAGCUCGAGACGCCGAGGCCGCGGGACAUCGUCGCCGUGCGGGCGGUCAACUAAAGACGCGCAUACCGUCAACCACCGCUGUGUGUCCCUGUCUCGUGAACCACGGGGAAUCCGGACGAUGGCGGAGCCGGCGCUGGUGCUCCUCGUGACACUGCUGCUGCUCCUCGCCGCUUCGCCCCGCGCCGAGACUCAAGGCGAGAGACGCAAACCGCGCGGCAGGUCGGCGCGUGCGGUCGACAUCCCCGUGAUGUUGGCUGCUGCUGCUGCUGCUGCUGGCGGUGGCGGUGAGGCCGUGGGCCGCUGCUCCUACACCUUCGUGGUGCCGUCCAGCGCCCCGCCGGGGCCCGUGUGCGUGCGCGAGAGCGGCACCACCUCAUCCUCCUCCUCCUCCUCGUCGCCGCCGUCAUCGCCGCCCGGGAAUUGGAGCGCCGGCGGCGCCUGUCGCUCGGAGCUCGGAAAUCUGCGAGACGAGCUGCGUCGCCACGGGCGGCAGAUCACGGCGCUGCAACAGCUGGUGGAGGUUGACGGCGGCCUGGUGAGCGAGGUGAAGCUGCUGCGCAAGGAGAGCCACAACACGAACGCGCGCGUCACGGCGCUCUACGCGCAGCUGCUCCACGAGAUGAUCCGCAAGCGCGACGGCGCCCUGGACGCCGCGCAGCUCGAGACGCGAAUCCUCAACCAGACGGCCGACACCCUGCGCCUGCUCGCCAGCUACCACGAGCUGCAGCGCCGGUUCGCCGCGCUCACCGCCGUGGUGACCAACCAGACGGCCACCAUCUCCCGCCUGGAGGAGCUGUGCCGACCACGCCACACUCCUCCGUGCGUCGACGGAGGGACCCCCCUCACUCCGCCGUGCCCCCCGGCUCAUCCCGGGGGGGCAUUGCCCCCCCUCCAACCCGAGCCGCCGUCCUUCGCCUACAAACAUUCGGCGCACAAAAUCUCGACCAACGAGAUCCUGGGCGAGGGGGGCGCAUCGCGCCGGGCGGCCGAGAGGGGAGCCCCGCGCGUUCCCCCGGCCCAGCCGCAGCCUCGUGCCGCCGCUCCUCCCGCGCCGCCGCGUGCGGCGCCAACCCCGGGGCGAGCCGCCGCCGCCGCCGCCGCCGCUGCCACCGCCGCUGCCAUCGCCACCGCUGUGCCAGCAGCUGGCACCGGCUCCACCACCCCAAAGCCAUCAGGCCCGUGGCGGGACUGCCUGCACGCCCUGGAGGAGGGCCAGCAGGCGAGCGGGAUGUAUCUCCUGCGUCCGCGCGGCGCCACGCGCCUGGCGCAGGCGUGGUGCGACCAGCAGCAGGACCCCGGUGGCUGGACCGUCAUCCAGCGGCGCCACGAUGGCUCCGUAAACUUCUUCCGCAACUGGGACGCGUACAAGCAAGGGUUCGGCAACAUUGACGGCGAGCACUGGCUGGGGCUGGACAGCGUUCACGCGCUCACCAGCGCCGGCGACUACAAGCUGCUCGUGGUGCUGGAGGAUUGGCAGGGCCGUCGAGUGUUCGCCGAGUACGGCAGCGUGCGCGUCGCGGGCGAGGCCGAGGGGUACCGCCUGCGUCUCGGGCACUUCCGCGGCACGGCGGGCGACUCGCUGGGCUGGCACAACGGGCGUCAGUUCACCACGCUCGACCGGGAUCGCGACAACUUCUCCGGGAACUGCGCCCACUUCCAGAAGGGCGGCUGGUGGUACAACGCCUGCUCGCACUCCAACCUGAACGGCGUGUGGUACCGGGGCGGGAACUACCGCAGCAAGUACCAGGACGGCGUCUACUGGGCAGAGUUCCACGGGACGUCCUACUCGCUCCGCAAGGUCACCAUGAUGAUCCGUCCCAACCCCUCCAUGUUCCACUGAGGCCGAAGCGCAGCUCCCCUCCUCCCCUCCUCCCCCCGCGGCCUCUCACCCCCCUCCCUCUCCUCUCACCUCCCUCAAGGCCCCUCUCUACUCACCUCUCUCACCCUGGCACUUGCUUCAGCUGCUCACCGUCUCUCUCGUCCGAUCCCCUCCCUCUCUUUCGCUCACCUCUACUCCUGCCCCCUCUCUCUCAACCCCUCGUCGGCGCAGACGUCGAGUCGUGCGCAGGCGCUGCAACUGCACCGGGGCCCCACGGGCCGGAGGGAGUGGGUGGGGGUGGGGGGGGCACGGGCCGCUACGAGGCGAGGGUCCCAUUCCAUUCCUGUGGACUUCUUCUUAGGCGCCUCCUAACAAUUGCACGCAAGCUCAAGUCCGCUCGGUGGAAGGGACGAUGCGAUUGAAGGCCCCCCCCCCACUCCCCUCCCACGUUCACUGUUGACGCUCAUCGCUCAAUGUCGCUGGGGGGGGCGGGUGUGGGGGGGGGGGGGGUCGCAAUGCGGUGGCGCUGCGUUGUGGGGCACCCGGCGGAGUGACCCGCGCUGCGUUGUGGCUGCCUCUCUGUCGGUCGCACCCCCCGCCCCCAACGCCGUCCCCACCCCGUACGUCCAUCGUGAGCGUAAAGAGAUGCAGAGCUGUGCGAGAGUGGCUGAGAGGGUGGGGGAGAGGAGGGGGUGGGGGAG